Molecule: messenger RNA, 12773 nt
Organism: Ricinus communis (castor bean)
Lineage: Eukaryota; Viridiplantae; Streptophyta; Magnoliopsida; Malpighiales; Euphorbiaceae
Exons: 15
Coding region: 211-11607 (3798 amino acids)
Biological process (GO): nuclear-transcribed mRNA catabolic process, nonsense-mediated decay; phosphorylation
Cellular component (GO): nucleus
Molecular function (GO): protein serine/threonine kinase activity; protein binding
Source: RefSeq, a predicted model, not a curated record
UUUCAAAAUAUGCCGCACGCAGCAGCUUGUUUUAAGAAACAGAAAUUAGAAACAUAUGUAUGAAGGAGUACCUGUACCUCCUCCAAAAACAGCAAAGACCAAACAACUUGAAGCAACAAAACACAAAAAGCAAAAAGCUCUAAUGCAAUAUACAGAUUUUCAACAGAUAGGUAAAAGAAGAAGAGGAGAUGCAAAUCCAAAGUCACAGCAAUGAUGCAAGGACUUCACCAUCAGCAGCAGCAGCAACAGCAGCAGCAGCAGCAGCAGCUCGUAGCUCUUCUCUCUGCUGCUCUUCCCAAAGACGAUUCCACCGCCGCCACUUCCGCCGCAGCAAACACAAAGACAACCCACUCCGACAAUGAUGACGAAUCGUCUCGAGUCGCCGCACUUAACUCGCUCCACCGCGCGAUUCUUUUCCCCCAUAACUCACUCCUCGUCGCUCACUCUGCUUCUUUCCUCUCUCAGGGUUUUUCUCAACUUCUCUGUGACAGGUUAUAUUCAGUGAGGCAGGCUGCAGCCACAGCAUAUGGCGCUCUAUGUGCUGUGUUGUGUUCGAUCCUUAUUGGUUCAAAUGGAAGGCAAAACCAUGUUUUGCUUGGUACUCUGGUUGAUCGGUUUGUUGGCUGGGCUUUGCCAUUGCUUAGUAAUGUUAGUGCUGGUGAUGGGACAACAGAACUGGCAGUGGAAAGUCUACGUGAGUUUCUUAGUGUUGGAGAUGUUCUGGGGAUUGAGAGAUAUGCUUUACCCAUUCUCAAAGCAUGCCAAGAACUUAUGGAGGAUGACAGGAUUUCCUUGAGUUUAUUACACAGGCUUCUUGGGGUUCUAUCUUUGAUUUCUAUCAAGUUCUCUAGAAGUUUCCAACCUCAUUUUCUUGACAUUGUUGAUGUCCUUCUUGGCUGGGUGUUGAUACCAGAUCUUGCUGAAUCUGAUAGACGAGUUAUUUUGGAUACUUUCCUGCAAUUUCAGAAACAUUGGGUGGGAAAUUUGCAAUUUUCUCUGGGACUGCUGUCCAAGUUUCUAGGCGACAUGGAUUUAUUGCUGCAGGAUGGCAAUCCAGGAACUCUGGCCCAAUUCCGAAGGCUGCUUGCAUUGCUUUCUUGUUUUUCAACUGUGUUACAAUCCACUGCAUCUGGAUUGUUGGAAAUGAAUUUACUCGAAAAAAUCAGUGAUUCUCUUAGCAAAAUGCUUCCUCGGUUAUUGGGAUGUUUGUCUUUGGUUGGGCGGAAGUUUGGGUGGUCAAAAUGGAUUGGGGACUUGUGGAAGUGCUUGACUCUCUUGGCUGAAAUUUUAUGCGAAAGGUUUUCUACUUUUUAUCCACUUGCAGUUGAUAUCUUAUCUCAAAGCCUGGAGACAAAUGGCACCACCCAAAUUGGAGCGGAAAAGAUUACCUCCUUUCAAGUUCAUGGGGUGUUAAAGACUAACCUUCAGUUAUUAUCUCUGCAAAAACUUGGGCUCCUUCCUUCAUCUGUGCAGAAAGUAAUGCAAUUUGAUUCACCUAUAUCUCAAUUACGUUUGCAUCCAAAUCAUUUGGUGGUUGGAAGUUCUGCUGCCACUUAUGUUUUUUUGCUUCAACAUGGGAAUGAUGAAGUUGUUCAACAAGCAACGGCUGUAUUGAUUGAAGAGCUGGAGUUGUUAAAGGGCAUACUACAGAAAACUUUGGAUCUUGGAAAUGAGCCUAAGACUGUUACAGAAUUCAAGUCCUAUUCAAAACUCGAAUUGUUUGCAUUGAUUAAAUUUGAUUUGAAAGUUUUGUUAACUUGUGUUUCCUUGUCUGGGGUUAACAAUUUGAUUACCCAACCAGACAUUGCUGCUAUUUAUCAGAAGAGGUCAGAAAAAUUGGCAUCUCUUGUUCCUGAGAAAUUAAAUCCUUUUGAUCUACCUAUUAAGGCCUAUGUGGAGUUGCAGGUCAAUGUUCUGAAGACCAUGGAUAGGCUAACAGCUGUUGAAUUCUUGAGCAAGUGCUGCAUUAAAAAUCAGACUAGCAAGAAUGCUUCUGUAGAUGUUGCUGUUGAAAAGGCCCAUAAUACCAGUUUCGGUGAUGUGUAUUCUACUGAUAUUGUGGAGCAUUUGAGAAAAUAUAGUUUGUUUCUUGUUAAGGCUCUACAUGUUCAUUCUCCACUUGCAGUUAAGCUUGCAGCCCUAGAAUGGAUCCAGAAAUUUGCUGAGGAUCUUAUUGCUAGUUAUGAGAAUUCAGAUGUAAACCCUUUUUCUUAUGAAGCAUUUGGUUACAUUGGUAAUGUUCGAGAUAUUAUUUUUUCAGUACUUGAUGCUGCAUUUGACAGGGAGCCAAAAGUGAGGUUGCAUGUGGCUUUAGUUUUGGAGCUGCUUCUGCAAGCAAGACUUGCAGAUCCCAUGUUUUUUUAUCUCAUAGCUGAAGUGGUGUUAGAAAAACUUGGUGAUCCAGUUCUUGAAAUAAAAAAUGCAUUUAUGAAACUGCUUUCUCAUUUCAUACCUACAACAGCAUUUAUAUGCGGUUUAAAUGCUUAUGGAACACUCAUUAAAGCAAGGCCAAAUGCACUUAUACUAGGUGACGGUUCUAAUUUGCACUGGAGGGAAGUAUUUGCCCUGAAGCAGCUGCAACAGCAACUUCAUUCACAACAACUUGUUUCCAUUUUGAGUUACAUAUCGCAAAGAUGGAAAGUACCCCUAUCCUCUUGGAUUCAACGUCUCAUUCACAGCCGUCAUAGUUCAAAAGACUUUACUGUAGGUCAACUCGAGGAAACAGGAAAAUUUGGUGCCAAUGUUUUAUGGUUGGACAUAAAGGUCGAUGAAGAUUUCCUUGAAAGAAUAUGCUCAGUUAAUAAUUUGGCUGGUGCUUGGUGGGCUAUACAGGAAGCAGCUAGAUAUUGUAUUGCAAUGCGCCUUCGGACUAAUCUUGGUGGGCCCACCCAAACAUUUGCAGCUUUGGAGAGAAUGCUUUUGGAUAUUGCACAUGUGCUACAGCUUGACAUUGAACAAAAUGAUGGAAACCUAAAUCUAAUAGGCUCUUCUGGUGCUCGUUUGUUACCAAUGAGGUUACUACUAGAAUUUGUUGAGGCCCUAAAGAAGAAUGUAUACAACGCAUACGAAGGAUCAGCUAUUUUACCAUCCGUUACACGUCAGAGUUCCUUGUUCUUUCGGGCAAACAAGAAGGUCUGUGAGGAGUGGUUUUCUCGCAUAUCUGAGCCAAUGAUGAAUGCUGGAUUAGCACUACAAUGUCAUGAUGCUACAAUUCAAUAUUGUAGUAUGCGUCUGCAGGAGCUCAGGAAUCUUUUGGCUUUGUCUUUGAAGGACAAGUCUAGGCCACAGGCGUUUGAGAAUCUUCAUAAUAUUAGGGAUAGAUUUACUGGAGACAUUUGGAGAGUUUUAAGGCACAUGGCGUUGGCUCUAUGUAAGAAUCAUGAACCAGAGGCGCUGGUUGGUCUGCAGCAGUGGGCCACAAUGACAUUUUCUUCAUUGCUUUUGGAUGAGAAGCAGUCUCUGAAUCACAGUGGAGUGUCGGGCCAAUUUGCAUGGAUCACUGGUCUGGUAUAUCAGGCAGAAGGCUGGUAUGAAAGAGCUUCUGCUCACUUUGCUCACUUGUUACAGGAUGAGGAGUCACUCAAUUCUAUGGGUCCUGAUGGUGUCCAAUUUGCUAUUGCACGUAUUAUUGAGAGUUAUACGGCUGUAUCUGAUUGGAGAUCUUUAGAAACUUGGUUAUUAGAAUUGCAGACACUCCGUUCAAAACAUGCAGGAAGGAGUUAUUCUGGUGCUUUAACUACAGCUGGGAAUGAAAUUAAUGCAAUUCAUGCCUUGGCCCGCUUUGAUGAGGGUGAAUUUCAGGCAGCUUGGGCAUGCCUAGAUUUGACUCCUAAAAGCAGCUCAGAACUCACACUUGAUCCUAAACUGGCCUUGCAGAGAAGUGAGCAAAUGCUUCUACAGGCAAUGCUGCUUCUUCUUGAGGGGAAGACAGACAAGGUGCCACAUGAAAUUCAUAAGGCAAAGACAAUGCUGGAGGAAAUAUUGUCUGUUUUGCCACUUGAUUCUUUAACAGAAGCGGCACCACUUGCUACCCAGUUGCAUUGCAUCUUUGUUUUUGAAGAAUGUCACAAGCAUGAAGUUAAUCAGACAAAUUCCAAGCCGUAUCAAUCAAUAUUAAGUUCAUACAUUGAGGCAGUGCAGUCUGUAAUGAAUAGUGUCCAUCAAGAUUGUAAACAAUGGUUAAAGGUUCUCCGGGUUUAUCAAACCAAUUUUCCAACUUCUCCGGUUACUCUAAAGCUCUGCAUGAGUUUGUCAAGUUUAGCCCGCAAACAGAGAAACCUAAUGUUGGCAGGCCGUCUGAACAACUAUCUCAGGGAUCAUGUAUUGAGUUGCCCUGAGCAGAGAUAUUGUGAAUUAUUAUCGUCAAAUCUGCAAUAUGAGGACUUCCUGCUUAUGUAUGCUGAAAGCAAGUAUGAAGAUGCUUUUGCAAAUCUUUGGUCUUUCAUCCGUCCUUGCAUGGUUCCUUCUUCAUCUAUAGUUUCUGAUUCAGAUGAUAAUAUUUUGAAGGCCAAGGCAUGCUUAAAACUUUCAGAUUGGUUGAGAAGGGUUUAUCCAGAUCUGAAUCUAGAGAAUACUGUUCACAAGAUUCGAGCAGAUUUUAUUGUUGAUGAUAUAUCUUUGUUUACUAGAGGUGGACCAUCUGUAAAUGUUGAGAACCAUAAUCCUAAACCAAGUUUGAGCAUUAUUAUUGAGGAAAUUAUAGGUACAGCCACAAAAUUGUCUACGCAACUUUGCUCCACAAUGGGAAAAUCAUGGAUUUCUUAUGCUUCUUGGUGUUUCAGUCAGGCCAGAGACUCCCUCUUUACGCCUCGUGAUACCGUCCUACAUUCAUGCUCUUUCUCUCCUCUACUUCUGCCGGAAGUUCUGCCUGAAAGAUUCAAGUUGACUGAAGAUGAGAGGACAAGAGUGCUUUAUGUGGUUUUGCAGCUUUUUUUGAAUGAAGGUGAUGCUUUCAAUGGUGAAGGAGGAGAAUGGAAACUUGGGUUUAAUUCUACGCAACUUUCAAGAAAUAACAAGCUUGUGGAGGUUUUUGCACAGGAAGUGGUGGAUAUAAUUGAAGCUGCUGCCGGGGCACCUGGUGCCGAAAAUUCAAGCAGUGAGUCCCUUUCCGUUACUUUAGCAUCUCAGUUGCAAACCUUCCUACGUUCAAAAGCUGUCCUAGAAGAAAUGGAUCUUUCAUCUGCCGUUGAUGAUCUAGUCAAAGUUUGGCGGUCUUUGAGGAGAAGACGUGUGUCUCUCUUUGGGUAUGCAGCUCAUGGUUUCAUGCAAUACCUUAUACAUUCAUCUGCCAAGCUUUCUGAUCACCAGUUGCCUAGCUCUGUCUGUGAGUCACUGAAACUAAAAACUGAAAGCUACAUUUUGAGGGCAACCUUGUAUGUACUGCACAUCUUUAUAAAUUUUGGCAUUGAGCUGAAAGAUACAAUUGAAACUGCUCUUUCAACAAUUCCUCUGUUUCCAUGGCAGGAAAUCACUCCCCAGUUGUUUGCUCGCUUAAGUUCUCAUCCUGAGAAACUCGUUAGGAAACAAUUGGAGGGUUUAUUGAUUAUGUUAGCCAAAAAAUCUCCUUGGUCCAUAGUGUAUCCAACUCUAGUCGACAUAAAUGCUAAUGAGGAGAAACCUUCGGAGGAGCUUCAGCACAUACUGGGUUGUCUGAAAGAGCUGUAUCCAAGAUUAGUUCAGGACGUUCAGCUCAUGAUAAAUGAACUUGGAAAUGUUACUGUUCUUUGGGAGGAACUAUGGCUCAGCACACUUCAAGAUCUCCAUGCAGAUGUAAUGCGGCGGAUAAACGUGCUGAAAGAGGAAGCUGCACGAAUUGCAGAGAAUGCAACUCUUAGUCAGAGUGAGAAGAAUAAGAUAAAUGCUGCUAAAUACUCAGCCAUGAUGGCUCCCAUUGUGGUGGCCUUGGAACGCCGCCUAGCUUCAACUUCUCGCAAACCUGAAACUCCCCACGAAGUAUGGUUCAGUGAGGAAUAUAGAGAGCAACUGAAGUUGGCUAUUUUGACAUUUAAAACUCCUCCAGCUUCUUCUGCUGCACUUGGAGAUGUGUGGCGGCCAUUUAAUGAUAUUGCUGCAUCCUUAGCAUCCUAUCAGAGAAAGUCAUCAAUCUCGUUAGGAGAAGUUGCACCACAACUGGCUUUGUUGUCAUCUUCUGAUGUUCCAAUGCCUGGUCUUGAGAAGCAAGUAACUGCAUCUGAAUCUGAGAAAGGCCUGACUACAACUCUUCAAAGAAUUGUUACGAUUGCUUCUUUUUCUGAACAAGUGACUAUCUUAUCAACCAAGACAAAACCUAAGAAAAUUGUUAUACAUGGUUCUGAUGGUCAAAAGUACACUUAUCUUUUAAAAGGGCGAGAAGAUCUACGCCUUGAUGCCAGAAUCAUGCAACUUCUGCAAGCUAUAAAUGGUUUAAUGCAUUCUUCCUCUUCAACUCGUAAGCAUUUGCUUGCUAUACGCUAUUAUUCUGUGACUCCAAUCAGUGGUCAGGCUGGUCUUAUCCAGUGGGUGGACAACGUUAUAAGCAUAUACAGUGUCUUUAAGUCCUGGCAAAACCGUGUGCAGCUAGCCCAGCUCACAGCAAUGGGCCCAAGCAAUGCAAAAAAUUCUGUUCCUCCACCUGUUCCUCGACCAAGUGAUAUGUUCUAUGGUAAAAUUAUACCAGCACUUAAAGAGAAAGGCAUAAGGAGAGUAAUUUCACGAAGAGACUGGCCUCAUGAUGUCAAGCGCAAAGUUCUUCUUGAUUUGAUGAAGGAGGUUCCUAGACAGCUUCUGUAUCAGGAAUUUUGGUGUGCUAGUGAAGGGUUUAAAGCAUUCAGCUCAAAAUUGAGGAGGUACUCUGGAAGCGUUGCAGCAAUGAGUAUGGUUGGCCACAUUCUUGGUCUUGGGGAUAGACAUUUGGAUAACAUUCUUGUGGAUUUCUGCAGUGGGGAUAUAGUACAUAUUGAUUAUAAUAUUUGCUUUGAUAAAGGGCAAAGACUAAAGAUUCCUGAAAUUGUUCCAUUCCGCCUUACUCAGAUGAUUGAAGCUGCUUUAGGAUUGACAGGAGUGGAAGGUACCUUCAGAGCAAACUGUGAAGCAGUAGUUAGCGUUCUGAGGGAGAACAAGGACGUUCUCUUGAUGUUGCUAGAGGUGUUUGUGUGGGAUCCACUCGUAGAAUGGACACGAGGUGAUUUUCAUGAUGAUGCAACAAUUGGUGGAGAAGAAAGAAAGGGCAUGGAGUUGGCUGUUAGCUUGAGUUUAUUUGCAUCUCGGGUGCAAGAAAUUCGUGUUCCCUUGCAGGAACAUCACGAUCUUUUGUUGGCUACCUUACCUGCUAUUGAAUCUGCUCUUGAGAGAUUUGCUGAUGCUCUCCAUAAGUAUGAGCUUGCCUCUGCUCUAUUCUAUUGCGCUGACCAAGAGAGAUCUAGCCUUGUUCUGCAUGAGACAUCCGCAAAGUCAAUUGUUGUGGAAGCAACUUCUAAAUCAGAGAAAAUUCGUGCAUCGUUUGAAAUUCAGGCUCGAGAAUUUGCUCAAGCAAAGGCUGCUGUAGUUGAUAAGGCCCAAGAAGCUGCAACAUGGAUUGAACAGCAUGGAAGGAUCCUUGAUGCUUUACGGAGCAAUUUAGUUCCAGAAGUAAACUCCUGCAUAAAACUGAGUAAUAUGACCAAUGCCUUGUCUCUUACAUCAGCUGUUCAGGCGGCAGGAGUUCCAUUGACCAUAGUUCCUGAGCCCACGCAAGCACAAUGCCAAGACAUAGAUAGGGAAGUCUCUCAGCUAAUAGCGGAGCUAGAUCAUGGACUCUCUUCUGCCCUAACUGGAGUCCAAAUAUAUUCUUUGGCGCUGCAAAGAAUUCUACCCUUAAACUACCUUACAACUAGUUCAGUACAUGGCUGGGCACAGGUCUUACAGCUGUCAGCAAAUGCCCUGUCCUCUGAUAUUCUCUCUCUUGCCAGAAGGCAGGCUGCUGAACUUAUUGCAAAAACACAUGGAGAUAGUCUUGAUUCUGUCAAACAUUGGCAUGAUGAUCUGUGUCUUAAAGUGGAGAAAUAUGCCAUAGAUAUUCAGAAUGUUGAGGCUGAAAGUUCUGAGCUAGAGAACUCUGUUGGAUUGGAAACUGAAACAAAAGCUAAGGAUCGUCUUCUGUCUGCUUUUGCUAAGUACAUGCAAUCUGCUGGCAUAGUAAAGAAAGAAGAUUCUAGUCCUUUAUACUUACCAGGGCAAUCAAAAUAUGAUGAUGCUAGGUUGCAAGAGGAGCAGGAAGAAAAGAAGGAGAAGGUGUUGUCUGUUUUAAAUAUAGCUGUUAGUUCCUUAUACAAUGAAGUCAAGCACAGUGUUUUCAACAUCUUCGGUAAUUCUGCUGGAGGAGGAAAUGCAAAUGAUAACUUUAGAACUGUUUUCAGUGGGUUUGAAGAGCAGGUAGAGAAAUGCAUGCUCGUAGCUGGGUUUGUUAAUGAAUUGCAGCAAUUUAUUGGCUGGGACAUAGGAAGUGCAGAUACUCAUGUAAACAACCUAGAAAAGGACGCUGAAAAAAACUGGGCUUCCAAAUUUAAGACCUCUUUACUUUCCUGUAAGAGUUUGAUAGGCCAAAUGAUUGAAGUUGUUUUACCUGAUGUGAUGAGAUCUGCUGUUUCAUUUAAUUCAGAAGUUAUGGAUGCCUUUGGAUUAAUCUCACAAAUCCGGGGGUCCAUUGAUACUGCAUUGGAGGAGUUACUGGAGGUUGAAUUGGAGAAGAUAUCCUUGGUUGAACUUGAAAAGAACUAUUUUGUUAAAGUGGGCCUCAUUACUGAGCAGCAGCUGGCUCUUGAGGAAGCUGCUGUCAAGGGCCGGGAUCAUCUCUCUUGGGAAGAGGCAGAGGAGCUUGCCUCCCAAGAAGAAGCUUGCAGGGCACAAUUGGACCAACUCCAUCAAACAUGGAAUGAAAGGGAGAUGCGUACAACUUCUCUUGUAAAAAAAGAAGCUGAUAUUAGAAAUGCCAUAUUUUCUUCUGAAUGCCAUUUUCAAUCUUUGGUUAGUACUGAAGUGGUGGGAGAGUCCCAUAUUUUUGGAAGCAAAGCACUGUUAACCAUGCUAGUUAAGCCCUUCUCUGAAUUAGAAUCUGUUGAUAAAGCAUUGUCAACAUUUGGUGGUUCCACCACUUCCCACUCAGAUGAGGUUUCUAAUUUAGCAGAUCUUGUGAGCUCCGGGUACUCAGUAUCUGAAUAUAUCUGGAAGUUUGAUGGCUUAUUGAACAGCCAAUCCUUUUUUAUUUGGAAAGUGUGCGUUGUGGAUUCUUUUCUUGAUUUGUGCAUACAUGACGUUGCUUCAUCUGUGGACCAAAAUUUAGGAUUUGACCAGCUCUUCAAUGUUGUAAAGAGGAAACUUGAAGCACAACUUCAAGAACAUGUUGGUCGAUAUCUGAAGGAACGAGCUGUGCCUACUUUCUUGGCUUGGUUAGACAGAGAAAAUGAGUGUUUGACUGAGUCUACCCAGGAACUUACUAUUGACCAAUUGAGGAAGGAUGUUGGUGCUGUCAGAAAGGUCCAGCUCAUGCUUGAGGAGUACUGCAAUGCUCAUGAAACUGCUAGAGCAGUGAGAUCAGCAGCUUCCAUCAUGAAGAGACAGGUAAAUGAUUUUAAAGAGGUUCUUCACAAGACUAGCUUAGAGAUUGUCCAAUUAGAGUGGAUGUAUGACACAUUGACCCCUUCACACUAUAGCAGAGCCACAUUGCAGAAAUUUCUUGGUAGUGAGGAUAGUUUGUAUUCAGUUAUCUUAAACCUCAGCAGACCAAAAUUGCUUGAAGGCAUGCAAUCUGCUAUAACAAAAAUGGCUAGGUCAAUGGACAGCCUGCAAGCCUGUGAACGAAAUUCUGUUGUGGCAGAAGGGCAACUUGAGAGAGCAAUGGGUUGGGCUUGUGGUGGUCCAAAUUCCAGUAUGACAGGGAAUAUGUCAAAUAAAACUUCAGGGAUUCCUCCCGAGUUUCAUGACCACCUCAUGAGGCGAAGGAAAAUGCUACAGGAAGCUAGGGAAAAGGCAUCAGAUAUUAUCAAAAUUUGCAUGUCCAUAUUAGAGUUUGAAGCAUCAAGAGAUGGGGUUUUUCGAAUCCCAGGAGACAUUUAUCCUUUUGGGACUGGUGCUGAUGGCAGGACAUGGCAGCAAGCUUACUUGAAUUCAUUAACAAAACUGGAAGUUACGUACCAUUCAUUUACAUGCACUGAGCAAGAAUGGAAGCUUGCACAAAGCAGUAUGGAAGCUGCAUCCAGUGGCUUGUAUUCGGCAACUAAUGAAUUAUGCGCUGCAUCUCUUAAGGCAAAGUCGGCUUCAGGCGAGUUACAGAGCACUGUCCUUGCAAUGAGGGACUGUGCACAUGAAGCUAGUGUUGCCCUAUCUUCUUUUGCCCGUGUAUCUAGGGGACAAACUGCUCUAACUUCUGAAUCUGGUACCAUGCUUGACGAGGUUCUUGCAAUAACUGAAGAUCUGCAUGAUGUUCAUAAGUUGGGUAAGGAGGCUGCUGCAAUGCACCAUUCUCUUAUGGAGGAUCUUGCAAAGGCCAAUGCAAUUCUUCUUCCACUUGAAUCAGUGUUGUCAAAGGAUGUGAAUGCCAUGACAGAUGCAAUGACCAGAGAAAGAGAAAACAAGAUGGAAAUAUCUCCAAUUCAUGGACACGCCAUAUACCAGUCCUAUUGUUUGAGAAUUAGGGAGGCUACCCAGACAUUUAAGCCUGUGGUACAGUCACUUGCAUUAUCUGUCAAGGGACUAUACCUGAUACUGAUGAGGCUUGCGCGAACUUCAAGUUUUCAUGCUGGUAAUCUCCACAAGGCUCUUGAAGGACUAGCAGAAAGCCAGGAUGUAAAAUCAGAGGGAAUAAGUUUGUCUAGACCAGAUCUUGAUGCUGGUCAUAAUGAGUUUGAUGACAAGGAAAGAGAGAACCUCUCCGGAUCUGACAGUGGGGGCACUGAAGAUUUUCUUAAUGAUACUGGACUCUAUUUGGAAGACAAAGGAUGGAUUUCUCCACCCGAUAGCAUAUAUAGUGGCAGCUCAGAAUCCGGAAUUACUUCAGCUGAAGCAAGCAUUCCAGAUAGCUUCAACGAUCCUGCAGAAAUAAUGGGACAAUAUUCACAUGGUUCUAAUAGCAGGGUUGUGACAGAUUAUCCAAAUUAUGCUCCAUCUUCUCAAACUCAUAACCAAGAAGUCUCACAAUCUGAUCAGUCAGCACCUAAAGGCGAAGAGGCAAAAAAUAGUGAUGAUAGUUCAGUUACAGCAGUCAGUGAGUUAAAUGAGCACCUGAAGUCCGUGGCAUUGCCAAGUGGUGAGGCUUUAGCUGCCCAUUUUGAGUCUUCACAGCCGCUGAAUGAGGGCAGUUCAGAACUGAAAAUUGAGGGUAAAGAGGCUGUCAUGUACUCAUUAAGCAAAUCUAAGCUUAAAGAUGAAGAUCAUGAAGCUCCUCAUCCUCAUUCACACAUGGGCUACCGGGUGGCCAGAGACAAAAAUGCUUAUGCAAUGUCAGUACUAAGGCGAGUCGAGAUGAAAAUAGAUGGUCAGGAUAUUUCUGACAAGAGAGAAAUUAGCGUCGGAGAGCAAGUCGAUUAUCUGAUUAAGCAAGCAAUGAGUGUGGAUAAUCUUUGUAACAUGUAUGAAGGUUGGACACCAUGGAUAUGAACUUGUGAAAAUACAUGCGCCUGGAACACAACCAGUCUUCUUGAAUUUGACAUAUUGCAAUUUUUCAAGAAAAUGAUGGCUAGACUCUGGUCCAGAACAUUUUCCUUGGUGGAGAAUCAGGCUGCCGGAUCUAUUGCUUUAGAGAGCCCCAUUCAUAUGGCUUCUGUUUCCUUCGUAUGAUGAGCUGUCACCAUUUACUGUGAGAAACUGCAAUCUAGUAAUUAUGAGCCACUUCAAGAGGUCAGGUCCUAGUAUGCUCCUUUUGACAAUUGCCUUCCCCUUGGAGGAAUCUCUGACUUCUGGGGCAGAGGGCAUACUCCAUGCCUGCAUGAGACAGGCAACUUAUCCAUGUGGUUUUUCCAAUGUAAACAGCACUUGCGGGUCUUUGAAAUGGACUUCUUUCAUAGACAUUAUCAGAGCUUCAUCCUCAAUAGCUGUAUCAAGAUGUGACAGUAUCGUUAUCUGCUUCCAAGAGGAUCUUCCGCGCACUGGUUUAAACCUAUUCUACUGAUGGUUAAAUUGAAUGCGGAAUCACAAGGUAUUGAAGAGAAUUUCAAGUUUCAUCCUCCAAGAAAGUACCACAGUGAAAAUGAUUGUGCUGAAGUGAUGCUUCCUUUAAAGGCAGUCGAUUCAUAACUCGGAUUGCAAACGUCGCUAAUGCAUUUGGGCUCUAGUAUGGUAAUUAAAAACUAGAGAGAAUAUUGAGAGUUAUAAUUCUCACAUCUGAAUAGGUAAUACAAGGAAUGGUAAAGGAAAUAAGUAUAUGCCAUAAUUAUAGCUAUCUUCCUAUUCUAUAGAUAUUGACUAAUUUUAUAAUUUCAGCUGAUUUAUAGCUAACAUAUCCCUGAGAAUUAGGCCAGAUCUUCGGCUGAGUUACUAUUUUCAACACUCCUCAAGCUGGCUUGAAAAUGUCUUCAAUUGCUGGCUCGCUAACUAAGUGAUCAAAGUGCAGUCCUUUUGUAAGUAUAUCCGCAAUCUGCUUGGUGGUUGGUAGGUAUGGCAUGCAGAUCUACCUUUUCUCAAUUUUCUCCUUCAUAAAAUGCUUGUCAACUUUUACAUAUUUAGUUUGAUCAUGAAGAAUAGGACUAUGAGCAAUUGCAAAUUGUAGCCUUGAUGCCACAAUAUAAUUUUAUUGGUAGAGUGCAAGGGAAUUUUUAAGUCUUCUA